AUGGUCAUGUUCGUUGAACGCGGUAUACGCGGCGGUCUCAGCCAAUGCUCCAACAGAUACGCUCGCGCAAAUAAUAAAUACAUGUCAUCGUACGAUCCAUUGAAACCAUCAUCGUACCUCAUGUACUUUGAUGUAAACAACUUGUACGGCUGGGCAAUGUGUCAACCGUUGCCCUAUGCCGAUUUUCAGUGGGUCGAAAAUGUCGAAAACUUUGAUGUAAUGUUCGUAACAUCCGAUUCGGCUACCGGUUAUGUGUUGGAAGUCGACCUUCCGUAUCCGAUGAAUCUUCACGCGCACACUGACUUACCGUUCUGCCCAACGCGCGAUAAGCCACCCGGCAAGCGGGAGGUCAAGUUACUCGCUACGCUGUGCGAUAAGCAGCGAUACGUCAUUCACUACCGUAACCUGCAGCAAU
Linepithema humile (Argentine ant) is the source of this 415-nucleotide messenger RNA. RefSeq lists its product as uncharacterized. The record is from RefSeq and is a predicted model, not a curated record. Gene Ontology annotation, molecular function: nucleotide binding; DNA-directed DNA polymerase activity; DNA binding. NCBI's taxonomy places the organism in Eukaryota, Metazoa, Arthropoda, Insecta, Hymenoptera, Formicidae. Gene Ontology annotation, biological process: DNA replication.